AUGCGUCAGUUUAAGCGUGAAUUUCCAACAUUUCCUGUUUCAGUUGGAGAUUUCGUUUUACAAAAAAUUUCUGAAAGCAUUCUUGGAAAUUGGGUGGAAACUGAGCGCAAGAAGAAGGUUAAAGAAGCUUACGAUCAAGGCAUUGCACCUCCUCCUAAACGUAAAAAUUCUAUCCCUCCUUUAAGAAAUAAAAGGGUCGCACUGACUCCUUCAUCAACAUUAUCAAGUUUACAAGAUGAAUUACCAAGCACUAUUACUGCUUCUAUUACUGAUUCAAUUGAAACUGACAGU
Molecule: messenger RNA, 291 nt
Organism: Dentiscutata erythropus
Lineage: Eukaryota; Fungi; Glomeromycota; Glomeromycetes; Diversisporales; Gigasporaceae
Source: the annotation of a GenBank genome assembly